Parastagonospora nodorum SN15 is the source of this 651-nucleotide messenger RNA. RefSeq lists its product as hypothetical. The transcript is spliced from 4 exons. Lineage: Eukaryota; Fungi; Ascomycota; Dothideomycetes; Pleosporales; Phaeosphaeriaceae. The record is from RefSeq and is a predicted model, not a curated record. Bases 1 to 651 code for a protein of 216 amino acids.
AUGGUGUGGGCGUGGCAAGAGUGGCUCUCGCCGCGACCGAAGCAGCGCACCAUAACAACUACGCAAACGGCCUUUCCUCACCUUGGUGAUGCUGCACUGUAUGAGCCACUCUCAAAGCCCAACGGCCUUUGGGUCAUCAGAGAGACGCACUACAUUAAAGAUCCGAUCGUCAAGGCCGGACUAUCUGGACCUCCAAUACAUCUACAUCUUACACAAGACGAAUUCUUCAAGAUCGAGCAGGGUGUAUUAGGUGCAGUCAAGGACGGGGUAGAAUACGCCGUCACUAAGGAUGACGGUGUCUUCUGCAUACCCAAAGGCACGCGCCAUCGAUUCUGGUCUCACAAAUCGGGUACCGAAGACCUCGUCUUCACCGUCUGGCUAGAUCCCUGCACAGAAACUGACCAUCUUUUUGACGUGAACAUCCUGCGCAAUCUUACAGGCUACAUGAACGAUUGCAAGAAGCUUGGCGUAGCGUUAUCGCCUUGGCAACUCCUUCUGUUCUUUGAAGAUGCUUCCUCGAUCUUGAUCCCGCCGGCGCUGAGUUGGAUGCCGAACUCGAUGCUCACUUGGGUGCACCACGGGCUUGCAUGGUACGCAGAGAGUGUGUUGGGUUACAAGAGGACAUACCGUGAGUAUGUUAAAGAGUCGUAA